Opisthorchis viverrini is the source of this 1383-nucleotide messenger RNA. RefSeq lists its product as hypothetical. Lineage: Eukaryota; Metazoa; Platyhelminthes; Trematoda; Opisthorchiida; Opisthorchiidae. Bases 34 to 1383 code for a protein of 449 amino acids. The record is from RefSeq and is a predicted model, not a curated record. The transcript has a single exon.
CUGGUUAAGGAAGCUAAGCUGUCCAUCAAUGUUAUGUUUUGUAGUUCGGACAGAACCUCAUGUUAUGAUCACCCAAGACAAAUUCCUUUGCUGCACAAUGGUGUAUUACCUCACUACUCUCAAUCAACCACCCGGAGUCAUAGUUCCUGCCUGCAAUCUGUCCGACCAACAACAGGGUUUGGAUGGAACAAGUUAUCAACGUCAUCGCAGGGCAGAAGGGCGGGAAGCAGAAAGUGUGUGGAUUCAACCUUUAGAACCGAAUCCUUGUUGUCGAUCCCUUUGCCUCCACCAACGGAAGAUUUCAUCAUUGGUCAAAGUCGAUCACCAGUAUCCAGGGUUGACAAACUUGCCGGUCCGAUAAUGAAUGCUGGUGAAUCUAUCUUAUUGCGAGACUAUACACACAAUGGUGAUUGCGACAGUAUUAUUUGUCCUUCUCCAAAUUUACCGACAUUAAGAUGUGUGGCUGAGAGGAUGAAGUCAGAAAAUCAUCUCGGUCGUUUGGAUUUUCGUGAGAACAUAUUGCAAAGGCGUGGAUUUUCGCUUGAAAGCAAUCCUGACAGUAGACCUCUGACAUCAGUGCUGAAUGGAAAGUGCAAACCAGGUGGGAAUGCCGCCUCUUGUUUUUCCAGUGAAAAGCGUUCGCCAACACAAAUUUCAUGUAAAUCAAUACCAACACCCACAGGGUUGUCCGAAUCUCAUCCAACUGCUCCAGUUAAACCUACGGGAGGGGACUUUAGCGCACCGAGACUGGAUACGUUGUCUGUACCGAAGGCUACACCACUAACUACUUCACCCGCCGGAAGUACCAUGUUGCGGACUAUGUUGGAUGCUUCAGGAUAUGACGGACCCUUUCAAAGGAGUCACGAGUCUGACUUACUUUCGAAACCUGAGUGGUCCUCGCUUCCCUCUUCAAAACGUUCCGGUGCAAGUAUACCCCGUCACGAUCAUUCUAUUACCAAAUUGCUUCCCAUUGCGGAAGGCUGCCACGAAUCAUUUGUCCGUUUGAAUUCCACUGCUAAAGCGGAGCCUUACUGUACCCCUCCACGGGUUGAACCUCCCCCCUUCCAAGUGCAACACCAAGCUCAAGACAAAUGUAUUCAAACCGAUGACCACCUUCUCCGAUUCAGCAGACAAACAUCUCCUGCGGGCUAUCGUCCACCUUCGACAUAUUCCAUAUUUGGCGCUUUGGAAGAUGUACUGGAUUUCGCCUCGGCUUUAUUACCGUUUCGUAAACGUCGACAAUACUAUCCAUCUUCAGAUUUCUUGUCGCCUGGAGUAAUGGGAAAGGUCAUACAAACAGGAAGGUCAUUUUCAAAAUCCCCGAUGAAGCGUUCCUCCCUGCGAAGGCGUAAGCGCCUAUCGAUUCGGCGAAGCCGAUAUUAA